GGCGUAACUUGUCAUUGUCAUUUAUUAACGCAUUUGUCAGUUUAUCAAAACUUUUUCACCCGUGAAGUUUUUUUAUUGUCAUGUAGCAAUGUUUACGUUUAAUAUAUGUUUAUUUUUAUUUCUUAACUUGUAUUUAGGAGCUCAAGGGUCAUACUACAAUGAAUAUGAAUGUAACACACCGCUACUAGUCAAUUCAAAAUUGGAUGCUACUUCUUCCAUGAGUGAUAGAGGUCCAAAGAAUGCAGUAUUGUAUGGCAGUUCCGCGUGGAGUCCCGACUACAGCACCUACUUCCAGAAGCUGAUCGUCGAUCUGGGCGCGGUGUACGAGGUACGCUCAAUAGCGACCCAAGGACGUAGGGGUACACGCGAGUACGUCACCGAGUACGUGGUCGAGUACUCGGAUAACGGCAACGAGGGAUGGAAGGCGUUCCACAACGCGCAGGGGGAGAUCGAGAUGUUUAGAGGAAACGUCGAUGGCGAUACUGUUCACAAAAACGAAUUUGAAGUACCCAUCAUAGCUCAGUGGAUUCGCAUCAACCCUUCUAGAUGGAGAGAUAGAAUUUCCAUGAGAAUAGAACUGUUUGGUUGUGAAUAUAUUGCCGAGAAUAUGUACUUUAAUGGUACGUCCUUGUUAAGACUGGAUCUACUCAGAGAGCCUAUUGCUGCCUUAAGGGAGACCAUCAAAUUUAGGUUUAAAACUGCUUCGCCAAACGGUGUUCUUCUCUACAGUAGAGGAACGCAAGGAGAUUACGUUGCUUUACAGUUGAGAGAAAAUAGAAUGUUGUUCAAUGUUGAUUUAGGAUCCAAUAUGGUGACAAGUUUGAGCGUUGGUAGUCUUCUGGACGACAAUAUCUGGCAUGACGUAGUUAUUUCCAGAAAUAGAAGGGACAUUCUAUUUUCGGUAGAUAGAAUUGUGGUUCAAGAAAGAAUUAAGGGAGAUUUUCAGAGACUGGAUUUGAACAGAGAGUUUUAUGUUGGAGGCGUCCCGAAUAUACAGGAAGGUCUAGUUGUCGUCCAGAACUAUACAGGGUGUAUCGAGAAUUUAUACUUAAAUUCCUCAAACGUCCUGCAAGACGUGAAACAGGCUUAUGACUAUGGUGAUACAUACAAAUACGAAAAAGUUAAUAUUGGAUCUAAUUGUCCUAGACCCCCUAUAAUUCCGGUUACUUUCACAACUGCCAGGUCCCAUGCUAAACUUAAGGGCUAUGAAGGGAUGUCAGCCAUGAAUGCGUCCUUUGCUUUUAGAACAUAUGAAAAUAACGGUUUGCUGUUAUAUCAUGUUUUUUCGUCAUCAGGUUUUGUCGCGAUUUAUCUUGAACAUGGUAAAUUAAAAGUGGAGUUGGUUGCCGGUAAUAGUUAUAAAGUCGUAUUGGACAAUUAUGAAGAAACAUUCAACGAUGGUAGAUGGCACGUUGUUGUACUGACUAUUAAAACCAAUGACGUCACUUUCAGCGUCGAUUAUAGACCAAUGAAAACGACUAGGCUGUUGAAAAUUGUGACCGGGGCAUUAUACUACUUUGCCGGUGGUGUCGACGUCGCAUUGGGAUAUUCAAAUAAUGUCAUACCUGGUUUUAUUGGAUGUAUGAAGACAAUACGAAUUGAUGGAAACAGUAAACUACCGACAGAUUGGAAAGAAAACGAAUAUUGUUGUAAAGACGAGGUGGUAUUUGAUGCAUGCAGAAUGACGGACAGAUGUUAUCCAAAUCCUUGCCAACAUGGAGGUACGUGCCAUCAAAACGCUGCCGAAUUUUUCUGCGACUGCAAAGGAACAGGAUAUGGCGGUGCUGUAUGUCAUUCUGCUAUUAAUUCCUUAUCCUGCCAGGCAUACAAAAAUGUUCAGGCCGUAGGGCCAAAAGCUGACAUAAAGAUUGACGUUGAUGGUAGCGGACCUCUAGCACCGUUUCCGGUGACGUGCCAGUUUCUGCCAGAUGGGCGUGUCGUUACAGUACUUCACCAUAGCAACGAAGAUACGACGCCUGUAGACGGAUACCAAGAACCGGGAAGCUUCAGCCAGUUGAUUCGGUACGAUGCUGGUGAUGAUCAAGUAGCAGCAUUGACUAACAGGUCUUCCACCUGCGCUCAGCACAUUCGCUACAGCUGCAAGAGCGCCCGCCUGUUCAACUCGCCAUCGGAGGAGAACAAGUUCCAACCAUACUCCUGGUGGGUGUCCAGGAAGAACCAGAAAAUGGACUACUGGGGUGGCGGCUUGCCCGGCUCCAGAAAAUGCGAGUGUGGCGUAUCUGGUACCUGCGUCGAUCCUACCAGAUGGUGUAAUUGCGAUGGUGAUUCUGAAAUCUGGCUGGUCGAUCAAGGAGAACUGAACGAAAAAGAAGAUCUUCCCGUUAAACAGUUGCGUUUUGGCGACACUGGCAGUGCUCUAGACGAUAAAGAAGGAAGAUACACUCUCGGACCUUUGAGAUGUGAAGGAGACAGUCUAUUUACUAACGUAGUAACGUUCCGUAUCUCGGACGCAACUAUAGAUCUGCCUAACUUCGAUAUGGGACAUAACGGAGACAUCUACUUCGAGUUUAGAACGGCGACUGAAAAUGCAGUUUUGUUCCACGCCAAGGGACCAACAGAUUAUAUAAAAUUGACUAUCGUUAAUGGGAAUCAACUACAAUUUCAGUAUCAGGCUGGAGCCGGCCCUGUGUCUGUAUCAGCGGAAGUUUUAUCUUAUAAACUGUCUGAUGAUGAGUGGCAUACAGUAUCCGUGGAGAGGAACAGAAAGGAAGCUAUGAUAGUCGUGGACGGAUCACAAAAAGUUGAGGUUAGAGAGCCGCCAGGCCCAGUGAGGGCUAUCCACCUUACUUCUCCUUUGAUCAUCGGAGCAUCCACGGAUUACAGAGAUGGCUUUACCGGAUGUAUUAGAGCUCUUUUAAUCAAUGGACAGCAUAUAGACUUGAGAAGUUACGCAAGAAGAGGUCUGUAUGGUAUUUCCGAGGGUUGUGUCGGUAAAUGCCAGAGCAAUCCUUGCUUAAACAACGGGACGUGUUUUGAAAGAUAUGACAGUUAUAUGUGUGACUGCAGAUGGACCGCAUUUAAGGGACCGAUAUGCGCUGAUGAAAUCGGUGUCAAUAUGAAGGCCAGUUCAGCUGUCAAAUACACGUUUGACGGAUCGUGGCGUUCCACCAUAGCGGAACACAUCCGUGUCGGGUUUACCACAACAAAUCCCAAAGGUUUUCUGCUUGGUUUUAUCUCAAAGAUCAGUAAAGAAUAUUUGACUAUCAUGGUAUCCAAUUCGGGCCAUUUGAGGGUUGUGUUCGAUUUUGGUUUUGAACGGCAAGAAGUCAUAUAUCCCGAUAAGCAUUUCGGUUUGGGACAGUAUCACGAUCUCACUUUGUCGAGAAAGAAUGGAGGAUCGACAUUAGUGAUGAAAGUGGACAGCUAUGAACCAAAGGAAUUCCAUUUCAACAUCAAAGAAUCGGCAGAUGCCCAAUUUAAUAACAUUCAGUACAUGUACAUUGGUAAAAAUGAGUCUAUGAGCGAGGGAUUCAUUGGUUGCGUGUCUAGAGUCGAAUUUGACGACAUUUAUCCGUUGAAACUUCUGUUUCAACAAAAGGGACCAGGAAAUGUUAAAGUACUGGGAGAACCUUUAAACGAAGACUUCUGUGGUGUGGAGCCUAUAACUCAUCCGCCCGACACAAUCGAAACAAGACCGGCACCUAGUAUCGACGAGGACAAACUAAGGAAAGCUUACAAUCAGACUGACUCCGCUAUCUUAGGAAGUGUCCUAGCAGUACUCUUCCUGGCUUUGGUAAUAUUAUGUAUUAUCAUCGGAAGGUAUCUUCAUCGGCAUAAAGGCGAGUAUCUGACGCAAGAAGAUGCUGGUGCGGAUGCGGCUUUAGAUUCAGACGAUGCAGUGGUACACGGUACAACCGGCCAUCAUGUCCAAAAGAAGAAAGAAUGGUUCAUUUAAGACAAAAACUGAAAAAGGUGUUUGUUAUACACUGCCUUUAUUUUUAUUUAACCAACAUGAAAUUUGUUUCAGUUUUCAGGCUGUUAUAUUCUUUUAGUAUGAUAUUAGCGUAAAUAACAGGCUUUAGGAUGUUUUAAAUAAUUUCUAACCAUUAUCAACGUCUCUGUAAUUAUUCGAAUUUUAAGACAUUAUUUUUUUAUGAUUGAGAUUUAGUUAUAAUUUAUAAUCAAUGCAAAUCAAUUUCCGAUAUACGUCAUAGCUUUCCACUCAUGCCAGGUGUGGGCAAUGUUGCCAGAUGCUAACUAAAAUUUGUAAGUAUGCGAUUAUUGAAACUACAUAAUCUGAAGACACAAAAUCAUUGUGGGAACAUUAGACCAAUGAUAGAAAAGUUGUCAACUUUGAAGAAAUAAAAGUCAAAUUAAAAUUAUUUUUGAAAUUUUCUAAAAACUAAAAUUAUGUGUUUUUGUCUGUCAAUCCGGAGUUUAACCAUAGUUUUUUUAUUGCAAAUAAUUAAUCCUCAGACAAUUUUAUGACACCUGUAUUAAAGUAGGUAUAAAAUUAAUUGUAUAAUAAAACUUAAGGAACUUACGUUAAAAUUAUCUUCGCAGCAAAAUUUCGUACUUUUGCUGACAUAUUGUUGUCUUUCAACCAGUCUUUUCGACGGCUUUCAUCCAAAGGAACAGUUAUAAAAACUUUUUCUGGAGAGCCUUCAGAGUUAUUUAGCUCCUUUCACAAAACAAACUUUAACACCCUUCAUUACAAAAAUAAUAAAGAGGG
Molecule: messenger RNA, 4693 nt
Organism: Sitophilus oryzae (rice weevil)
Lineage: Eukaryota; Metazoa; Arthropoda; Insecta; Coleoptera; Curculionidae
Product: neurexin-4
Exons: 21
Coding region: 89-3916 (1275 amino acids)
Source: RefSeq, a predicted model, not a curated record